AUGGCUGAACAGCGACCCUCCGAAGUCAGGCCACAGGAGACUGCUGCCGAGGAUGCGUUGGAGAAAGAAGUUGGCAACCCGGCAGUAUCAACAGCGGCGGUAGUUGAGCCCGAGGUGGAGACGGGAAGGGAGUUGAAAGAAGCACCCAACAGGAACGUUUGGAUCGCUUGGAUCUACAUGUUCGAUUGGUAUCCGUCGCAUUAUCCUGAAGACGAGAGGAAGUUUCUGCGGAAGCUUGAUGCCUUUCUUCUCACCUUCACUUCCAUUGCCUUCUUUCUCAAGUGGCUGGAUCAGUCAAACAUCAACAGCGCUUAUGUCUCGGGCAUGAAGGAAGAGCUCAAGCUCAAGGGGAAUGAGUAUUCGAUGUUCCCCAUGUUCUAUAAUAUCGGUUAUGUCAUCUGCCAGAUCCCAGCAUUGCUGCUCCUUUCACGACCUAAAUUUACUCGCUGGUUCCUCCCGUCUUGCGAGGUUGCCUGGAGUGUUCUUACAUUCGCUCAAUCUCGGCUUCAAAAUGCUCCUCAGAUUUACGCAACUAGACUUUUGCUUGGAUUGCUUGAGACACCGGUUGCAUCUGGGUGUCUCUUCAUUUUAUCGUCAUGGUACAAGCCGGAAGAACUAUUCAAGAGAGCUGGGGUGUGGUAUGUAUCAAAUAACAUAGGCGUCAUGUUCGGUGGAUAUUUACAGGCUGCUGCUUAUACAAACCUCAACGGCGUCGGUGGAAUGUCUGGUUGGAGGUGGCUUUUCAUUAUCGACGGCAGCAUAUCAUUGCCACUCGCGUUUUUGGGGUUCUUCAUCUUCCCUGGAAUGCCGAUGAGCGGCAGGAUCUGGUGGAUGACAGAGAAAGAAUACGAACUCGGCCAGCUGCGCAUGCGAGAAGUUGGCGUCGAGCCCCCCAAGAAGAUCACCAAGGCUGUGCUAAAGAGGAUCUUCUUUCACUGGCACUGGUAUCUUGGCGUCCUAGCCUAUAUCCUGUUCCUUUCUGGCGCCUACCCUCAUGGACAGAUGGCACUCUGGCUGAAAGACCUCGGCGACCGUUACGGAACAUACACCGUGCCACAGAUAAACACCAUCCCCACCGGAGCACAAGGCGUAUCUGUGAUCGGCACGCUGAUCGCGACAAAUCUCUGCAUGGUCUACCCAACCUGGGCCAUAUAUCAAAUAGUCAUGGCUAUUUUCAUGUUUGCAAACAUUUGCAUGAUGGUCUGGGAGAUUCCCCACGACCUCAAAUUCUUUGCUUUCUACAUGUUCGGCAUGAGCGCGGCCGUUACUCCUAUUCUUGCACCCACAGUAAACUGGUGGCUGAAGGAUUCUGCUGAAGCACGAGCAUUCUUCAGUGGCAGUAUGGUCAUGCUUGGUUUUGCUAUCAACUCCUUUUACCCGCUUGUUACAUUCCCGGUUGUUGAAGCUCCACGUUGGAAGAAGGGCUAUAUAGUAAAUUUCUUCUUUAUCCUUGGGGCAUGGGGAUUCCUUACUUUCGGAUACUUCUUGCACAGAAGAUGGGAGAAGCGACAAAAACAAGCGCAGGAAGAGCAAGCACGACUGGAGGAGACAAAGGGGGGCGAGGAUGUGAAGCAUUUUGCGUAG
Molecule: messenger RNA, 1584 nt
Organism: Clonostachys rhizophaga
Lineage: Eukaryota; Fungi; Ascomycota; Sordariomycetes; Hypocreales; Bionectriaceae
Source: the annotation of a GenBank genome assembly